Messenger RNA from Calliphora vicina (urban bluebottle blowfly), 690 nucleotides. The record is from RefSeq and is a predicted model, not a curated record. NCBI's taxonomy places the organism in Eukaryota, Metazoa, Arthropoda, Insecta, Diptera, Calliphoridae. The transcript is spliced from 3 exons. Bases 1 to 522 code for a protein of 173 amino acids.
AUGAGAUCAUUGAGUUAUUUUUAUAAUUUUCAAAUGCAAUAUUCCCCGCCGACCAUUCCAUUGUACUGGUGGAGCUUUUAUAACACAUCAACAUUUGUAGCACGUACAAGUGCACGUAAACGUUCAACGGAUAUGCUGAUGCAUUACGAUAAAAGUCGUUCUCUUAUCUAUGAUUUUAUAGAAACUGUUUUGCAACGCUUUGGUUAUUUCGGUAACGAAUGUUUAUUAAAGGUCAUUUGCGAAGUGGCACGUGCUCCUUUAAGCGAAGACUUCAACGCAAGUGAUGAAGAUACCAGGCAGCUACACAUCACGGACAACGAUGGACAUGAAAUAGUGGAUGAUUAUGGCAGAAUUAUUUACCAUAAACUAAUAAAUGCGAUUUUCACGCCUCUGUAUUCUAAUGUAAAUGAACGUUAUAUAAAUGCUCGAGAAGCCGGUCAAAAUGGUGCAAAUUGUGAUGAGACAUUUGGAGAGUGUCCCAUUGUAGAACAAUUGUUUAAACGUUACACACAAUUUAUUUAAUAACAUUUUUGUAAUCUGUAUAUUUAUUCUAUUUUCGUUCAUUAUUUUAUAUACCCAACCCCAAUAUAAUACGGCCUGUCAAAGACCUAACUCAGUUGUCAGAAACCUAAGUGGUGAGAACAUUUUUUUUAAAAUAUUUUUAUUUAAAUAAAAUUUAUUUUUUUUAAA